Pygocentrus nattereri (red-bellied piranha) is the source of this 3048-nucleotide messenger RNA. RefSeq lists its product as uncharacterized. Gene Ontology annotation, cellular component: nucleus; cytosol. The record is from RefSeq and is a predicted model, not a curated record. NCBI's taxonomy places the organism in Eukaryota, Metazoa, Chordata, Actinopteri, Characiformes, Serrasalmidae. The transcript is spliced from 3 exons. Bases 709 to 1350 code for a protein of 213 amino acids. Gene Ontology annotation, biological process: spermatogenesis.
UUUACAGUAAAUGUCUCUCCUGAUGCUGACACUGCACCUCUCCAAGAGCUCCCUCGCCCGGCCUUCUGCAUGACCACGCCCACCGCGCUCCUACGGCUACCGUUAGGUGCACUGAGGCGACUUAACUGAGGCCACAAAUUCAUAUUUGAAUAAUCUUUUAAUCUAACUCAUGGCAUCGAUAUAUGAACUUGUGGCCUUAUUAAAAUAAUCACCAUCAAACAACCGAUCGUAGAUCAGCACAUUUAAAUAUACGGUGGCACUGUAAGCAGCCCGAAGCUAAUAGAAGACGUCCAGCUGGAGAGGAGAUGGCAUCAGUGGAGAGACGAGUCUGCAUGUCCAGGUAGGAGGGUCAGUGCGGGAGCAGCCCUCCCUCAGAGCUUUGCACGCGAAGACGACUGGCUGGCCGGCAGCAGCGUGAUCCGGGGGGGGGGGCGUGGGGGAGGAGCGGAGCUCCAGGUGCUUCACCCAGCUCAGACCACACAGACUGGGGAUUAAAGAAAGAGAGAGACAGGGUGGGACGAGCCGGAGCCGGAGCGGGAGCUGGAGGAAGAGUGUGGUAGUGAGACAGAAGGAGAGAACGAAAUGUUAGCCUAGCUUUAUUGUCGCUGCACUCGUCUAUCCACGACCCCCCUCCGUGUGCCUUUGAAUCCAGGAUCAUUGUGUUUUUCCCCUGCGUGUUGGCGUUUGCGCUGAUCUCAGUCCGCCAUCAUGUUUAAGAAGAGCAAGAGCAAAGUUUUGGUGGAUGAAGCGUCAGAGGAGGACGAUGUGUGCUGGCAGCAGGAGCGCGGAGAAAAGGACUCCAAGAUUAAGAAGGUCAGAACAAAGAGAGAGAGAGGAGACAAGAAGCUGUUUCCUUCACAGGAUGAUGAGCACUUCCUGCUAUCUGGAGUCACUCUGUCACACAGAAGAGGGUCUGCUAAGAAGAGCUUGGAGGAGGAGAAGAGCAAGCAGAACCCGGAGAAGGACCGCGCUCACUGCCUGUGGGACAGCAUCACCAUGACCAUGAGGCAGAUCACACCCAACCGCAAAAUGGACAAGAUGGAGGGCUGGGAGCCGCCCCAGCUGAGCGAGGAGGCACUGGGUGAGGAGAGGAGUGAGGGAGAGAGGAAAAAGAGUGACUCCUCUGCACUCUCUUCUCCGCUGUCUAUUUCCCUGCCCGGGUCACUGACCUUACCCUCCUGGGCGGGUCUGGGGGGGUCAGAAGAAGACUCUUCUCGCUAUUCCAGUCUGACCGAGCCCCAGGCGGGACGUCCUGUGCAGUGGGCGGCUCGAGCGCGGGACAAAUUGGCCGCCGUCCGCCGCCGCAGUCCCGGGGGCCUAUCAGAGAGCUCAUGGGAGGGACUUAAAUGAUGAUCUCUUUUGUGGCCCCACCUUAAUGAAGAAAGAUAGAACUGCUAAUCAAGCCCUUGUACAUUCAUGGCUCUGUUCUAAUUGGAUUGCACUGCAGAGAAGUGCUGCAAAUGAAGUGAACAAUCAAAGGAAGCAAGUGAAGACAAUUGGGAUGGUGCCCUUUUGAGUGUACUUGAUGGUUGGAAGGUUUUUGAAGGUCCAGAGUAGCGCCAGGCCUUGGAGAGCCUUUUCUGUGGCUUUUUCAAAACUGCUGAAAUAGAUUUUAUUAUUAUGUUUUCUUUUCUUCUCUUCUUUUUUUUUUGCAUUAAACCCAGCAUGCUAUGCUGCCCGAUAAAAGUGCUCACUACUUUGCGGUAUCUGCUGCCUGAUCUACUGAAACACUUGUCAGAAUCAACAUCGCAGUUCUUCAAGAGAACCUUAGAUAAGUAUAGUUUAGUGUUUUAAGUAUAUUAGUUAACUGCUAUCAGCCUUAAUUGCUCAGCCAAUCAGCUUGCCUGCCUUCUUAGGGCUGUCUGUACUUGGCACAGCCACAGGCAGGGGGCGAUAUAAGAGACUACUGUGCCUUAUAAAUUCUGAAAACAAGUGGGAUCUUAGAGUAUAUAUAGUAUGUAUAGCUCUCAAUGUGAAUGCAUGAGUCUUGAUCUAAAAUCAUUUGAAUAAUGCCUUAUACCACCUAAAUGUGGACACUACACAAUCCUGUACCUCCACUGCUGCUUGUUCAUUUUGUUAACCGUCAUAGAGUAACCACAUUCUCCAGCUCAAAUCAACGUGAAAAACACUCAGGCAUUUAGAACACUGACCUACGACCUGGGACAGACAUUGUCCUGGACCUAAAUGCAAAUCAAAUAAACAACUGUAGAAUUUUGUAAUUGCACAUUUUUGCCUACGUAGUUUGUGCCACUGCCUUUUGAGCCUUAAAGAAAUAUGAAACUACUGUAUUACUACUGCAGAUGCUGAUUGUCCUGUUUUGUCAUGUAUUGUGCAAAAGUCAGAGACUGCCCUUCAUUUAUGUCAUUUCCAGUCUUGACUAAUUUUUCAGGAGAUAUUUGAAGAGAAGUUAAAAUCUCAACAUCAGUAGGUGAUUACUGUGAUUGUGGAAGACGCAACCAUCUUCUAAGACUGAACUUUUGUGUGUGGAAGCAGAUUUCUUUAGAAAGCUGAAAGUCUCCUGAAAAGAAUGGAAGCUGUAAUACAGAUGAGUGGACAAGGUAAAUACUGAGAAACUAUCAUGUUGUUGAGACUUUGGUUGAAUUAAAUUUUCUGUUAAAUAUAUGUUCUGCUUUUUUUUUUUUUCCUGACAGUGACUUGUACUUGGCUGAAUUGACUGCAAAUUAAUAAAUGAAGGGUGGUCUGUGACCUUUGCACAGUACCGUACUUUGACUGGUGAAGUUUCCCAGUCUGUCCAGUUACAUUGUUCAAACACUGGCACUAGGCCUUUGGUAAUGUCAACAUGGACCACAGCCAGUGCUGGCAGAUUUUAUCAAUUUAAUGAUGUCCUGAAGUCACAAGGGUGUGUGUCAUACAGCAGGAUGUCACAGUAAGGAUAACGUAAAACAAAGGAAUGUCCAGUAGAACCUCUUAUGUUCUCUGUACUUGACUGUUGGCUUAAGUUAUCCAGCUAAUAGGGAAAUCUUGCCUGCCUAGAGUAGUGGUGAAGACAGGCUGUGGGAGGAUGGUCUAUAUAUAUAUAUAUAUAUA